CAGUAGCUGUAGGAGGGCGCGGGACGCUGCAUUGGGCGUUUCUCUUAGUUUUUCCUUUACGCGCGGCUUGGGCGGACAUCUCGUGAGACGUGGGACUUCUCGCGGGAACUGCAUUCAAAAAGCCCUGGCGCUUACCCGAGAACUAGCUGAGUGAAUGGGCCAGCGACUGUGGAGUUAGCGUCCUGAAUGAAUGUGGACGCCCUGAGCUCCCAUUAAGAGCCGCUGGCUGCGGCAGCAGGGGACAGGCGUGAGAGGUGGCUAAAAAAAGGAAAAGAACAUGGAGACAGAUAUAGUCAUAAAUCUUCGAUGCAAGCUCAAAGAGGCUGAAGAAGAGCGACUAAAAGCUGCACAGUAUGGUUUACAACUUGUGGAGAGUCAAAAUGAAUUACAGAAUCAAUUGGAUAAAUGUCGUAAUGAAAUGAUGACCAUGACUGAGAGUUAUGAACAAGAAAAAUAUACCCUUCAAAGAGAAGUUGAACUCAAGAGCCGAAUGUUAGAAAGUUUGAGCUGUGAAUGUGAAGCUAUUAAACAACAACAAAAAAUGCACCUGGAGAAAUUGGAAGAACAACUAAGCAGAAGCCAUGGACAGGAAGUGAAUGAACUAAAAUCGAAGAUAGAAAAACUGAAAGUGGAAUUAGAUGAAGCUAGGCUUAGUGAAAAGCAGCUGAAGCACCAGGUAGAUCAUCAGAAGGAACUCCUCUCUUGUAAAUCGGAGGAACUACGUGUAAUGUCUGAACGUGUGCAGGAAAGCAUGUCUUCAGAGAUGCUGGCUCUUCAAAUUGAGCUGACAGAAAUGGAGAGCAUGAAGACCACCCUCAAAGAAGAAGUGAAUGAACUACAAUACAGACAAGAACAGCUAGAACUUCUUAUUACUAACCUAAUGCGCCAGGUAGACCGGCUUAAAGAGGAAAAAGAGGAGCGAGAGAAAGAAGCAGUUUCUUACUAUAAUGCCCUAGAGAAAGCUCGUGUAGCAAAUCAAGAUCUUCAGGUACAGUUGGACCAGGCACUCCAGCAAGCUUUGGACCCCAAUAGUAAAGGCAACUCUUUGUUUGCAGAGGUAGAAGAUCGAAGGGCAGCAAUGGAACGUCAGCUUAUCAGUAUGAAAGUCAAGUAUCAGUCACUAAAGAAGCAAAAUGUAUUUAACAGGGAACAGAUGCAGAGAAUGAAGUUACAAAUCGCCACGUUGCUACAGAUGAAAGGGUCUCAAACUGAAUUUGAGCAGCAGGAACGGUUGCUUGCCAUGUUGGAACAGAAGAAUGGUGAAAUAAAACAUCUUUUAGGUGAAAUUAGAAAUCUGGAGAAAUUUAAGAAUUUAUAUGAAAGUAUGGAAUCUAAGCCUUCAGUCGACUCUGGUGCUCUGGAAGAUAACACCUAUUAUACAGAUUUACUUCAGAUGAAGCUAGAUAACUUAAACAAAGAAAUUGAAAGCACUAAAGGUGAAUUGUCCAUACAGCGAAUGAAAGCAUUAUUUGAGAGCCAACGGGCUCUGGAUAUUGAGCGAAAACUUUUUGCGAAUGAAAGAUGCCUCCAGCUUUCAGAAAGUGAAAAUAUGAAACUGAGAGCUAAACUAGAUGAAUUAAAACUAAAAUAUGAACCUGAAGAGACAGUUGAAGUGCCUGUACUGAAAAAGAGGCGUGAGGUGCUGCCUGUGGAUAUUACCACCUCUAAAGAUACAUGUGUCAACAACAGUGCUGUCGGGGGAGGAGUUUAUCGAUUACCACCUCAGAAAGAGGAGACACAGUCCUGUCCUAACAGUUUAGAAGAUAACAACUUGCAAUUAGAAAAAUCAGUUUCUAUACACACACCAAUAGUCAGUCUCUCUCCUCACAAAAAUCUGCCCGUGGAUAUGCAGCUGAAGAAGGAAAAGAAAUGUGUGAAACUCGUAGGAGUUCCAGCUGACGCUGAGGCCUUAAGUGAAAGAAGUGGAAACACCCUUAACUCUCCCAGGUCAGUGUCCUCUUUUCCUCCAGGCAGCCAGCAGACCUCUCCAUCUCUCCUCUCUCGCUGCAUGAACUGUGCUGUCUGUUUCUUUAUCUACUUUCUUACUAUUGCAUGCAGUAUAAUUCCUCAAUUUCAUCUACCUACCUUCAACUUUUCCAGAACUUUAAGAAAGACUAAACUGAUUGCAAAGGGAAAGGACUCCUGAAUAAGGGAAUCACAUUAAAAAGUUACAUGUUUCUGUUUCAUGAAAGGAAAUAUCAGUCUUAACACAUCUCUGAAUGUUUUAUCAGUUUGAAUAAAUGUUCUGUUAUUUUUCUCCUGGUUCAAGCAUGGCCAUGAAAGAAAAAUCAACUUACUUUCUCAAAGGGCUUUCUGGUAGUCUGAGACAUUUCAGCCUUCUGGAAAACUUAGGUGAAUUUUUUAUGUCUUUUGAAGUUGUUUAUCCUAGGCUUUCAAAAAUGGGCUUGAAUACUUAUUUUGACAUUUUUACAUAUCAAAGCUUUUCAUUGUUUCCAAAACUUGAAGGCCUCUAGUUUCUGCAUAAUUGAGUUUUUGACUGAAAGAAAUAGUGUCAGAUAUGUGUGUCUGAAGGAAUUAAUGUCCCAAGGGCUUUGUCCUUUAAAAAUAAUCGAGGUCAGAAGGUAAGAGAAAGUGAAUGGAAGGGAAAGGUAAGUAGGAGUGGCUGAGGCUCGAGUUCUGCAUGUGCACAGCAGAAGAAGCAAAUGAGGAAAUUGGAGAAAGUGAAAGAUGGAGGAUGCAUGCAAUGGAAUUGUUAGAGGCAUUUAAAACAAGUAUCUAGACAUUCAAAAAGAUGUGCCAAUAGCUAGCCUGGAUUAUCUCAUAUGAAAUGCAAUCUUGAAGGUGCUACUAGGGCUACAUUAGUCUUAGAGAGUAGAGACAGAUUAAUAAGACAUUUUACUAAUGUGCAUUUGAGUAGAGAGAGUAAGACACAGCCCAGUGUAAAAGGGCUUCCUUAUAUGUUUUAUCUGAUUUCUUUCCAAGUCUUCAGUGCUACUAAAUGUAAUACUCAACAGUAAAAGCACUUUAACAAUGUUAGCUGCUAUUAUUAUAAGGGAUAGUAAUUUAUUACUCCCUCCUUGGAGUUUUAUAUAAUGUUAUAACCUCUGAGUCACAUAAAAUAAAAGCUUACUAUUCUUAAGGAAAAAGUAACUUCAAAUGAGUAUCUACCACAUACACAUGGUUUCAAAGAGUUCUGAAAUGAAUCCAGCAGAUUAUGCCUGUGUAUAUGUAUGUGAUGCAUUGUAUAAACAUCCUUGACCACUGUAUAUUUCUGGAGGUGAAUUUCCAGAAUUGAUAAGUGCCAGCCUUGCUAUCUGUAUUGUCUUCAUUCCUUUUUCUGCCUUUUUUUGCUUGAUAAAAAUCACUUAAGCAAAUGUAUGUGGCUAAUUGACUCAAGUAGCACGUUGGAAACUUUUUGUCUUGUUAGUUAAACAAAAAAUAAAAUACCACAAAACAUUUGUGUGUGUGUGUGUGAGUCCAUCUGCUAACUUCAAGAUGUUUCCAACUCUUUGUUUUCUGCAUGUUUAACUUAGAUACACAAUCCUAAGAUAAUUUUGGUACAAUAAAUACGGCUUUUAUUGGGAACUUUACUGUUGUAUGCUUUACAAAACUAAUGAGUGUUCUUGUUGCUAAGAAUCUUUACAUGCCUUUAAGAAUAUCUCUCUACUAUUUAUCUUUUCUUUAUUAUUCUACUAGUUGAAACUCACUUUUUUAAUAAGAAACAAAUAGACAUCUAUUCAUGCAGCUCAAGAUUCCAUGUUAUUUUUGUCUUGCCUUUUGUAUGUCAUGUUAACGUUAAAAUAUUGCUGUAACAUUUCAGUUUUUGUGUUAGGUGUGCUUAUCUUGAUAGGGGCCCUGUCAUAUGUUAAUUCUUUAAUUUAGGCCUUGCCAUGACUUUUUAAAGAUACUCUUUAGACUUAAAUAAUAAUCGGCCCAGCGCAGUGGCUCGCCUGUAAUCCCAGCACUUUGGGAGGCUGAGGCAGGUGGAUCACGAGGUCAAGAGAUCGAGACCAUCCUGACCGACGUGGUAAAACCCUGUCUCUACUAAAAAUACAAAAAUUAGCUGUAUGUGGGAGUGCACACCUGUAGUCCCAGCUACUUGGGAGGCUGAGGCAGGAGAAUCGCUUGAACCCGGGAGGUGGAGGUUGCAGUGAGCCGAGAUUAUGCCACUGCACUCCAGCCUGGCGACAGAGUGAGACUCUGUCUCAAAAAAUAAUAAUAAUUGAACCUAUUGAUACAAAAAGACUCUUUUAGAGAGCCAGUGACUUAAUAUUCUUAACAGUAUUAGAAUCAACUAUAUUUUUUUUCCUUGAAUACCAUGCCUCAUUGGAGGCCCAUUAUACUGGGGGUUUGUUUCUUCCAUCCUUCAUAACCACAUUUGAAUUCAGAGUGGAUACUUUAAUGCCUGUAGGUUAGCUGCUGAAUCAAAGCUUCAAACAGAAGUUAAAGAAGGAAAAGAAACUGCAAGCAAAUUGGAAAAAGAAACUUGUAAGAAAUCACACCCUAUUCUAUAUGUGUCCUCUAAAUCUACUCCAGAGACCCAGUGCCCUCAACAAUAAAGACUUUUCUUUAAUAAGAGUAUGGUACCACUUGCCUCAAAAGUUACUGUGGUGCUUAAGAUUGUCUUUAUCUGACAUAUAUCACCUUCUGGGUUAUUUAUUCAUUGUGCCAGGACCUGGCAUUUUCAUGUUCCUUUGACCAAGUGUUCAGAAUUUGCUUGACUCUAACCUGAAGAGCUUCUUAAGUGAUGACCCUUCAUGGAGCUUCUGUGGCAGUGAAUAAACUGUUAACUGAAGGCAAAUGUUAUAAUUAAUGUAUCUAUUUGCUGCAUUGUAUAUGGAUUAAAUAAUAAAAACACUUAAGUAAUCUACCUUCAGAGCCAUGUAUUUGAGAACACUCAAAUCAUUAUAUUUUCCUAUGUACUUUUUUUUAUAAACUUAGCCUUAAACUGUUGUAAAAAUAGGAAAGUUGUAAACUAUGUUGUAAAAAUAGGAAACGUGGCUAAAAAAUAUACAUUAUAUUGUUUCAGGAUUUUGUCAGUGUUUAAAGAACCGAUGUUCAUCUUUGUAUUUAUAUACAUGAUUUAAAUUGUGUCUAAAAUUUUAAAUAAAACUGCAAUGAUUUAUCCUUAAA
Macaca mulatta (Rhesus monkey) is the source of this 5094-nucleotide messenger RNA. RefSeq names its product spindle apparatus coiled-coil protein 1 (gene SPDL1). The record is from RefSeq and is a predicted model, not a curated record. NCBI's taxonomy places the organism in Eukaryota, Metazoa, Chordata, Mammalia, Primates, Cercopithecidae. Gene Ontology annotation, cellular component: outer kinetochore; spindle pole. Gene Ontology annotation, molecular function: kinetochore binding. Gene Ontology annotation, biological process: mitotic spindle assembly checkpoint signaling; mitotic metaphase chromosome alignment; establishment of mitotic spindle orientation.